CAGUGACGUCAGUGGGUAUCUCCCCGCUCCCCAGCCGCAGUGAGGGUGCUGCAGCCGCUCAGCUGUUUUGGUUGCCCUUCGCCCCUCGGAGGUCACAGACAGACAGACAGACAGACAGACAAGACAGACAAGACAGACGGAGUCAGCCUCCAGCUGACGCUGCCCUCUCCAAUUCACCAGUCGCUCAAUCUCGGCAGCUGCAGCGAGUCAACGUACCUUGCAAUGGCUUCGGGACUGAUGCUGCCGUGGUGGGAUAUGAACCACUAUCCUCAGAGCAUUUGCCUGGGCAUCUGGAUUGCUCGUCCACAGACAUUCCUAUUACGCCACCAUCUCCCCGACACUCUGUCUUAAGCACAAAGGGCAAUCAACCUGCCACCAGGACAAAGUGAAAGAAACCUUCUAUUCCAACCUUACUGCAACUCUGGUAGCUGUACCAACGGAGUCAACAAUUAUACUUCUUGGCUUUGUUUGAACACUACAAGAAAACAUCAAGUUGGAAAGUCCAAUUCAAACACCCCCUUCCCUGUGCAUUGAACACAACCUUGUGAUUACUGACACCCAUUUUUGCCAAAAAAUGGUGUCAAGGUAUCUUGGCAACAUUCAAGUUGAAGCACUAGUACUUAAUAGAGUUUGUGAUAGUCAGGACCAGGGAUUGCACUGUAGUUACAGUGGAUGAAUGCUGGACAGACGGCCCACUCAUUCACUUGAUAUUGGUGUUAGAGGCAAACCCCAAAAGGAACUGACAACUGCGACAGAUAUGGAGAAAAUUCAAGGUCUUUGGCCUGUCAAACAACAUCAAGUUCAAGGAAUUUCACGAACAAAUCAAUUGGAAGCUACAGGGGCACAUAGUCCCACAUACCACACAAUGUCCAAGAUGAUUGGCAAUUAUUGAAAUCCAUCAUCACUCAUAUAUGCCAAGGAAUCCUUGGACACGCUAUCAAAAGACACCAAGACUGGUUGAUGAGACCGUUCAUAAAAAUAUGCAAACUCAUCGAUUGUAAACAGCAUUGCAAACCUGGCAACAGGAUCCAAACACUACAAAAAAGAAGCUUGACCCCCAGACUGCCAAAUCUGAAAUUUAAAGAACCUGUGAUUUGAAAAGCGAAUAGUGGACAGAGAAGGCUGGGGGAAUUCAAUUUCUCAGUGACAUGCUUUUUUUUUCAAGGCAAACAAUGAGACCUAUGCACCCUUGCCCACAGACCUCCACUGGCGUGAUCCGGAGAUGGUCUCUCUCCUCAGGACAUCUUCAGUGUCAACAUUCACUGGAAAGAGCACUUUUGUAGAAUUCUCAGUCAGAACUCCAUGGUGGACAUGCACCUGCUGGAGAAUGUCCCACAACACACAAUCCAAAGUGAGCUAGAUGAUGAUCCAAGACUUAACAAAGUGCUAACUGUCAACCAGAUGAAGAAUAACAAAGCUUCUGGUUCUGACAAUAUCCCUGUGAAGUACCGAAAAAAGGAGACAUACUGAUCUCCCAGGUACAUGCCCUAUUUGUGAAGCUCUGCAAAAUGAAGAAACUCCAAGUCACCUUAGAGGUGUCAUGAUGAUCUCAAUCUUCAAGAAAGGCAAGUUAAACUGUAGAAACUCCAGACACUCUUACCUGUUGACAAAGUCCUAGCUAGGUUACUUCUUCAUCGCCACGUACCAAUUGCAGAGGAGGUCCUCCCAGUGUCACAAUGUAGCUUCUGAGCCACCAGACAAACAACCGACAGUCUAACUUCAGGAAAAUUGCAGCCAGCAGAACAUCCCUUUAUACAUGACUUCCUUCAAUCUCUCAAAAUCUUGUUACGUGGUGAAUUGAACUGCCCUUUGAAAGGUGCUACGGCAAAAUGGACGUCCAGCUAAGUUCACAAACAUCAUCCAUCUCCUACAUAAUAAUACGCAAAUAACAAUACUGUGCAAUGGCUCCAUCACAGAACCCUUCCCUGUCAAAACAGGCAUCAAACAGGGGUGUGUCAUUGCACCAACACUUCUCAAUCUUUUGAGCAGCAAUUCUGCAGAUUACUACAGAAAGGCUUCCCCGCCCCCUCACCCACCACCACUACCAGGUCAUCCUUCAUCAAUAAUGGUACCAAGACCUUCCAAUCAACAAGAGCAACCACUGAGAGAGGGCAGUGAGAGAGGCGGAAAGAGAGGGCAGCUGUUCAAGCCAAUGAUCUGCUACCACCUCUAUUGACUGACAACUGGUGUCCCCACUGUGGGAGAGCCUGGAAGGCUAAGAUAGGGCUCAUAAGCCAUUGGGAACCCACAGCCAGCACUGGCAUCUCACUUAAACGCAGCCAUCUGCAAGAAAGAAUCAUCCUCGACACCGAUUGAGAUGAUGAUUGUGGACCGUAGAUAUGAGAAAUUGUCAAAACGUCCAGUGUCACAUUCACAGUGCUGAUUGAUGGUAUGGCACAUGUUUUCUCAAGAUCAGUGACAAUGAAAGUGGUUACGACCCAGAGUUGUUUUGUAUCCCAAAACACUAUGUAGAAGAUCUGGAAAGAGUUUUCAUUCCUCAUGGUCUUAUUAUGGACCGGACAGAACGCAUGGCCAGAGAUAUAACGAAGGAAAUGGGAGGUGAUCACAUUGUAGUCCUCUGUGUGUUGAAGGGAGGUUAUAAGUUCUUUGCUGACCUUUUAGACUACAUCAAGGCUCUAAAUAGGAACCAGGAUGAGUCGCUCCCAAUGACCAUCGACUUCAUCAGGUUGAAGAGUUACUGUAAUGACCAGACCAUAGAGGAGGUGAAAGUUAUUGGAGGGGAUGACCUGUGCAAGUUGGCUGGAAAGAAUGUUCUAAUUGUUGAGGACAUUGUAGAAACUGGCAGAACAAUGACGAAACUUCUUACACUCCUGGAGAACUACAAGCCCCAAAUGGUCAAAGUAGCAAGCUUGUUGUUGAAAAGGUCCCCUCGAAGUUCAGGAUAUAGACCAGACUUUGUAGGGUUUGAAAUCCCAGAUAAAUUUGUGGUGGGAUAUGCCCUGGAUUACAAUGAGUAUUUCCGGGACUUGAAUCAUAUUUGUGUGAUCAGUGAAAAAGGCAGACAGAAGUACAAAGUAUGAAGACCCAAAAGACUCGCUCGCAAUACUUGAAGAUUCUGGCGAGGAUCAGAUCAUUGUAGAUGCUGAAACGUCCCUGUCCUUUCAAUUUAAUCUAUUUAUAUAGUCAACAAGCAAUGGAAUGUGUGUAAAAGGCUUCAUCUGAAAAUGUACAUAGCUGCAAAUAUGUCAGAUUAUUUACUAUUUUUGUAUUGCGUCCAAUGGAAAUGGCUUAAACUUUUAUAUUUGAAAUGUGCUGUAAAGUUCUAAUUUGCCCUCCUGGAAACAUUGGGAGCAAAGAAAUUAUUUUUGUAUUCAGAAGCUUUGUUUGUACGUGAGAAUGAGUGUGGCUGAGCCUGUCUGCAGCAUCCGUUCAGUUCUGGGUUUCACGCUGGGCAGUGGUGAACAGCUAGAGAGGCAACAAUCUAUCUCCUACAAUUGGCUUUGACAGGCCAAUACUGCUGGUGGUGAGGCACUGCUGUGCCCUUUGGGUGGUUUUCACUUGCCAAGUCACUAGUCCUACCUGUUCCAAGGCUGAGGGGAUGAGGUCGAGUGGGGGAGGGAUCGGGGUGGGGGGGGUGCUGUACUAAGUGUGGGCCAGUCGAUUCUUGUUUAGUGAUGCAACCCUUUUGCUAAAUCCAAAAUGGAAUCCACAGUUAAUACUUCCACAACAUAUGAAAGGUUCAAAAUUAGACUUUCGGAGGGGGUGGGGGGUAAAGUUGGUCAUUGCCUGUGGGGUGAAAUGGACUCAAUGGUGAAUCCAUUGACUUCAGUCGAGAAGAGAAUAAAUCUGAGCCAGGUGUAAAAUGGGCCGCUGAUUCACCAUGAGGCUGUUUUUUUAUAGACCAGUUAUGGUGUCCAGUCUAGACAUCUCCCAUCAGUCUAUUUUGUAAAUGACUUUGGGAUUGUCCAGUUCGAAACUAGGAAGGUGACCAUCCUUUUCUCUCCUUCAGUGCCAGCUCCCCAUGCAAAGGUGCACAUCCCAAUCCUACCACCUGUCCCAUGGUUACAGACAUCCCAGCAAACAAAUCGGGGCUAAUGUAGGCCUUUGCCUGCCCCAUUUGGGCACCCCCAAGAAUGGAAGGGCAACAAUGUGCAGAUUGGGGACAAGGUGAAUACAAGGGAGCAGAACUCCCAGUAUAUGAGAUUGGAGUGGGAGAGUUCUCCAGCUCAUUUUUUGCCAUCACUUGACAGAAACCAGGAACCAUUUAUACUGAUAAAGUGACGGCAAAUUGAGAGAAAGCAAACCCCCUCUGGCAGAGAUUCGACCCCAUCAGUCUUAAAUAGGCACUUCUCAGUUCUAUGUGACUUUACUGUGGCUACAGUUUGCUGAGCGUGUAAACUGCAAUAGCAUGAUCUCUGUGUACCACCACCAGAUUGGCUCCCUGCCAGUUUUACUUGAGGUAAGACAAACAGGUGAGCUGCUUGCAUUGAGCUUUGCCCCAUGAACAUUGCAAAUAGAAGCACAAGAGAGAAAUCUUAGUGCUGAGUACAUGACGUGGGAUUUAUUUUUAACAGUGCAUUUGCCAUUUCAACGUCAGCCGAGACUUCGUUGACUAUUGUAUCCUUUAAAUUUAUUUGAAUGUACAGAUAUGUAUAUGUAUCUACAAUAAAGCAACAUUGCAGAAUAAAUUCUGAGGAUUUAA
Molecule: messenger RNA, 4663 nt
Organism: Carcharodon carcharias (great white shark)
Lineage: Eukaryota; Metazoa; Chordata; Chondrichthyes; Lamniformes; Lamnidae
Gene: hprt1l
Product: hypoxanthine phosphoribosyltransferase 1, like
Exons: 10
Coding region: 2511-3041 (176 amino acids)
Biological process (GO): guanine salvage; GMP salvage; hypoxanthine metabolic process
Molecular function (GO): hypoxanthine phosphoribosyltransferase activity; magnesium ion binding
Source: RefSeq, a predicted model, not a curated record